CUUAAUUAGUCGAGGUGGGACUCCUCUCCUAUCCUCAACCGUUGGGUAUAAAAUGACAAUGAUCAUACUCAAGAUAUUUCAAGCCCCUCAAGUUUGUAGUAAAGAGAAGGCCGGGAAGGUAGCUGCUAGCCAUUAUGUCUUUUAAAGGGUUGAGUGAACUUGCAGUAUAUAUAUAUACAUUAGUGGCUAGAGAGAGCUAGCUGUGUGUAUAUAUAUAUCUGUAUCAGUUUUUGUGUCAACGAAGAAGUGGGGAGAGAAAAAUGGGAUGCGAAGAAGAGAUUUUGAUAAUAAGAAGCUAUGAUGGACAAUAUGCAGAUAGAGUUAGAGUGGAAGAUCUAGAGAGAAGAUGUGAGGUAGGCCCAUCUGAAAGAGUUUUUCUCUUCACAGACACUAUGGGAGACCCCAUUUGUAGGAUCAGAAACAGUCCCUUGUACAAGAUGCUGGUGGCGGAAGUUGAUAACCAGUUGGUCGGUGUGAUUCAAGGCUCGAUUAAGGUAGUCACGGUUCAUCAAGCACAGAAAGACCGGGCCAAGGUUGGCUAUGUUUUAGGUCUUCGAGUUGUACCGUCGUUUCGCCGUAGAGGGAUUGGUUGCAGCCUUGUCCUGCGUCUCGAGGAAUGGUUCGUGGCCAAUGAUGUAGGCUAUACUUAUAUGGCAACGGAGAAAGACAAUGAAGCCUCUGUGAAACUAUUCAUCUACAAGCUUGGAUACACUAACUUUAGAGUUCCGGCGAUUUUGGUGAACCCAGUGAAACAUUAUCGAUCCUAUCACCUCCCUUCCAAUAUCCAAAUCUCUCGUCUUAAAGUCGGGGUUGCCGAGUAUCUCUACCGAAAAUUCAUGGCCUCUACCGAGUUUUUCCCCCACGACAUUGAUCAAGUUCUCAGACACAAGCUAAGCCUCGGUACAUGGGUUGCUUACUAUAGAGACGACACCGACGAUGCCGAGGACGCCAAUUUUGAAACAAGUGGCAGCAAAUCAGAAAUGACAAUACCAAAGAGCUGGGCAAUGCUGAGCGUAUGGAAUAGUGGAGAGGUAUUCAAGUUGCGGCUUGGGAAGGCACCAUUGUCAUGCUUGAUAUACACAGAGAGCUCAAAGGUGAUAGACAAGAUCUUCCCAUGCCUAAAUUUACCAUCGAUACCAAAUUUCUACGAACCAUUCGGAUUCUACUUUAUGUACGGGGUUCACUGAGAGGGGGCAAGGACGGGGAAGCUGGUGAGGGCGUUGUGCCAGUACGUGCACAACGUGGCGGCCACAACAAGGGACUGUAAAGCAAUAGUAACAGAGAUUGGAGGAGAAGACUCACUAAGAGAGGAGAUUCCACAUUGGAAAUUGCUAUCAUGCCCUGAAGAUUUAUGGUGCAUAAAGGCAUUGAAGAAAGAAGCAAGAAAUAGCCUUCACGAGUUGACAAAAACCCCACCAACUACAAGACCAGCCCUUUUUGUAGACCCAAGAGAAGUAUGAAGACCAAAAUCAUAUCAGUAUUAAUAAAUCACAAACUAAACAACCAUCCAACAUAUAAAUGAUACUCGAAUCUUGUAUGUACGUACCACCAUACUACAAUUUUCUAACUCCAUGUCGUGUAUGACCUUUUUAGAAUAACUUUUCAAGUGCUUAAAUACACGUUUCCAACACUUAAAUGAUCCUUUUUUAAGCACUCAAAAAGUUAUUUAAACACGUCCUAUAGAUAGGUCUAUAUCCAGAAAAUCCAUGUCCAAUUGGAGUGGUGGGAGCUUUUAUGAUGUAACUUUCACAACAGUGACAAAAAAUCUUAAAAGAUUUCCCCAAUUUGGAGCCA
Molecule: messenger RNA, 1794 nt
Organism: Cucurbita pepo subsp. pepo (vegetable marrow)
Lineage: Eukaryota; Viridiplantae; Streptophyta; Magnoliopsida; Cucurbitales; Cucurbitaceae
Product: putative N-acetyltransferase HLS1
Molecular function (GO): acyltransferase activity, transferring groups other than amino-acyl groups
Source: RefSeq, a predicted model, not a curated record